Molecule: messenger RNA, 1617 nt
Organism: Neospora caninum
Lineage: Eukaryota; Apicomplexa; Conoidasida; Eucoccidiorida; Sarcocystidae
Product: putative protein phosphatase 2C
Exons: 3
Coding region: 1-1617 (538 amino acids)
Biological process (GO): protein dephosphorylation
Molecular function (GO): protein serine/threonine phosphatase activity; cation binding
Source: RefSeq, a predicted model, not a curated record
AUGCCGCAUCUGCAGAUCCGCCGGUCGUUUCAUGUCCCAGGUGCCGCUCGUGUUCUUGCUUCAUUGACAAAACGGUCGAGCGCUUCGACUCAAAAGUAUGGUACGACAGAGUGGGAUGGGAGUCAGACGCUCAACCAUGAUUCCCGUCCCUGUGUGCCCCCUGAGAAAGUCAAAUCCGAGGCCGGACGGGAAGCAUCUCCCACGGUGCAGCAGUUCACUGGACAAACAGGGGAUUUGGUAAACUUUUGCGACAGACCAACCUCGAAGAACUCUGACCAGCAGUUGUCCCGCUCGGUCACAGGGAUGGCAGAAAAGCGUGGGAGUGGCACAGUUGCGAACGCCAGCGUGUUGAUAUCACCAGCUUCUGACUCACAAGAUUCGCUAAGAGAUUCGAAUGAGGUCGUGCGUCACGAGUUAUCGUCUGCUCCGGUAAAGGGAAAGGCAGCUGGAGCCGUAGUUGAUACCGAUAUACUAGCUUUGACGGCAGGUAGGACCCCGGGAAAGGUCUCAUUCGGAAGCGAAGAUGCCCGCGACAGAAUUAGAUCGUCUCCAGGCCGAUCGGCGCUCUCACUAAAUGAAAACCGCAGUCCGGAUGGCGUGCCCAGCAGAAGGCAUCAAAAGCAAGGAUCACAUCAUGAGUGUCGUCGUGCUGCAGCAGCUGGAAAGCUCACUAGCAAGAAGGAGCGUCCUUAUCAGGAGAAAGCUCGUCUCUUGUUGAACGGAGAAGUAUCUGCGGCACUGUUUGUGGAGUUGGGGAUCGCAACGUCGUGUAGAAAGGGUCUGAAGAAGGGUUUCUUCAAUCAGGAUGACUUUUUUGCAUAUCAGUGCGACGAAUGGGGUCUGUAUGGUGUGUUUGACGGGCAUGGCCCUGGAGGUCAUUUGGUGGCAAAUUUUGUGCAGUGGCACCUACCGAAUAUCAUCCACGAAUACAUGGUUACGAGUGAUCCGAAGGUAGCGCUACACCGCGCUUUUGUUCAAGUGAAUUCCAUGUUAAAGGACGCUUCUGAGGCUCAGAAAUUCGACAGUGCAUCUAGCGGGUCAACUGCUUCUGUCGUUUUGCAUCGGCGACAAGAACGCAAACUAUUCUUCGCCCAUGUGGGAGAUUCCAGGGUUGUUCUAGCCCGGCGGAACCAGCAAGGAAGACUUGUUGCAGACUGUGUGACGAAAGACCACAAACCAGAUGAUCCUGUGGAACGAGCGCGAAUAGAGAGGAACGGGGGAGAAGUGCGACGCCCCACCGGCCAUAUUCCUCAUCGUGUGUUUCUGAAAGGCAAGAACUACCCGGGGCUUGCCAUGUCACGAUCCAUCGGCGAUUCAAUGGGCCACUGCGCCGGAGUGACUCCAGAACCAGAUGUGUCCGACAUUGAUCUGCUAGAGGAUCGGGAUGAAGUCGUGAUCAUGUGCACGGAUGGUGUAUGGGAAUUCAUGACUCCGGAUGAAGUGGUUGAGAUCGUCAGCCGCUAUAGCAUAUAUCAGGCUGACGAAGCUGCUGAAGAGCUCAGCCGAGAAGCUUGGAAGCGCUGGUUAGAGCAGGACGGUCAUUCUGUUGACGACAUUACCGUUCAGAUAAUUCAUCUCUUCCCUCCUACCGAAGAAAGGCAUCCGCGGUGGAGCUGA